Messenger RNA from Polistes canadensis, 1436 nucleotides. RefSeq lists its product as uncharacterized. The transcript has a single exon. Lineage: Eukaryota; Metazoa; Arthropoda; Insecta; Hymenoptera; Vespidae. Gene Ontology annotation, cellular component: membrane. The coding region runs from base 2 to 1357 and encodes 451 amino acids. Gene Ontology annotation, biological process: G protein-coupled receptor signaling pathway. The record is from RefSeq and is a predicted model, not a curated record. Gene Ontology annotation, molecular function: G protein-coupled receptor activity.
GAUGCACGUACGUCAUAUGAUCAGGUUCAUUCUUACGAGUUUCCUCAUUUUUGUUGCAAGUACAAAAGCAAUACCAGUAAAACGUUUAAUGAAAUGGAACGACUAUAAUCAGAUAGAUCUGCCAAGAAAAUGUUGCACAGAGGAUUAUCUUUUCGACGAUGAGCUGACUUGCGUUAAGAUCAUCGAGGAUAAUGAUUUUUCGGAGGAAAUGGGAACGGAAAUACGUACUUAUGAGCUUUCCUGCAAGAUGGUUGCUGUUAUAUGGAUAGAACACGGAGCCAACAAUUCGUGGACUUAUACGACAGUCGAUUACCCAAACGAUUACUGUCUCGGAACUACGAUGAAUGGUACACAAGUGUUGGCCAGGUGUCCGGGGUUGUCCAAAAUGAAUGAAAACAUUUCGAUUGUUUCAAUGAUGAAAACGUAUAACGAGACAGCGAUGAUAUGUAAUGAGGAUAAUAUUAAAAAAUGGGAUCUCGUGUUUUGGGGUGCUCGAGCGUAUAUGGCAACGAACCUUGCUCAUAUGAUAAUCUGCAUCAUCGUAGUAGUAAUAUAUUUGUUCAUACCAGAGUUACGUAAAGGUAUCUACAACUAUUCCGUUCUUCAACACAACAUAUCCUUAUUGGGAUUGGGCUGUAUAUUAUCGUAUUUGUGUUAUCGCAAGUACCCAAUAGCUGAUAACCUGGUAAUCAUACUUUGGCUUUCCCUACAAUAUUUCACCGUGGCGACGUUCUUUUGGUUGAACGUUAUAUGUUUCGACAUGACCCUGUGUAUCACGAGAUUCCGUUGGACCGUAGGACUCGGUGCUAACAAAGAAAAAGACAAAUACAAGAGAUUGUUAAUCUACGGUGUUUUCGCAUGGGGCGGUGCAUUAUUACCUACGGCAGUUGCUGCCAUCUUCGAAUACACACCGGGAAUACCAAAGAACUUCCCGAUGAAGCCCAAUUACAUUAGAUAUUGUUUGGGACCUAAUCCAACGGUGAAUCUCUAUUUCUUCGCUUUACCACUCAUAACUUUAUUCUGCAACAACGUAUUAUUCAUUUUCACGACAUACAAAAUCGUAAGGAUCCAACGUAGCACCGAAAUUGCUACGAAAAAUCAAAGCAGCGCAUUAACCAAGAAAUAUUUCUUAUUCCUAAGACUUUAUCUGUUGAUGGGUGCACCAUGGUUCUUUGGAUCACUUCUAGCGUGUCUCAACAUGCUGGUCAUUAUCAAGAUGUGUCGUCUAAUUCAGCCGAUACUUUGGCUCCUAAUGUUGUUAGCGCGAAAGGAUGUUAGACGAAAAAUCGCUGACAAAUUCUGUUAUUGCAUUAAAUCAAGGGAUAACAAAGGAAUUACUUCAGCUGGUACGGAUUAGUUAGUUUCAAGAUGAUCUCAACGAUAAUAUUCUAAUUAAGCUUUUUCAAGAGUCUCAAGGUUAUAAUGUUCUUCGUAUG